UAUAUUUUAUUAUUGAUUUCACUGAAUGUUCAAGUUGAAAUUUGAAAGAAUAAAAACAUAAAGUGCCAUUACCCACGAUAUUUUCUCGGUUUACGGCAUUUUUAGUGUAUCUAUUGAAUAUUCUCAAUAGUCUCAAUAGAGGAUAGUCAUCCAACUAUCCAUGUAUCUAAGGAAGUGAGGAACCAGAUCUCAAUAUGGGCCGAUAUGCGAGUGUUAUAACAUAUUUGUACAAAUAUUUCAUAUCGAUUAAUUUAAUUUGACAAAAUAAAAACAUGGAAACUACAAGUAACACAACAAAUACUUUACAGUCUGAACUAUUUCUAGAAUUGAACGAGGAACAUAAAUCUGGUGAUACUCAUAACAUAAGAAGUGUUAGGAGCACGUUUAAAUUUAAAUGCCAACCAAAUAAGCCUUGUCCAAAAGAAUUAUCCAUAGAUGAAGAUGGUGACAUAGUAGUUCAAAGAAGUCCACUCGCCAAAGGCAUUAUAAUAGAACAUAUAAAUCGAACUUCAUUAAAUAUGGUUGGUAUGCAAGUGUGGCGGAGUGCGUUAUUAAUGGGCGACUUUAUUUUGGAAAACAGAGAUAUUUUCACCAAUGAUCAAAUUGUAUUGGAACUCGGAUCUGGAGUAGGAUUGACUGGUAUUGUAGCUGCCAUGUAUUGCAAAGAAAUCAUUUUUACGGAUAUCAACAACAAAGACAUAUUGUCAAUGAUUGAAAAAAACAUAAACUUAAAUCAAGAUUUAAUCGUCAGUCGAACCACCGUUUUGCCCUUGAAUUUCAAUGAACCUGAAUUAUUGAGUGAUGUACUAUGUGAGAAGUUAAAAAAUAUACAUAUUAUAAUAGCUGCAGAUGUGAUUUACGAUAACUACAUUACUGAACAAUUUGUCAAUACCCUAAAAAAAUUAAUGACAAUAUCCCCUAGAAAAACCGCUUAUAUAGGAAUGGAAAAAAGGUAUGUAUUUAGUUCAGUUGAUUUGGAAGUUUGCGCUCCAUGUUAUGAAUACUUCAGCGAUUUGUUAUCACAAAAUAACAAUUGGUGUCAAGUGCAACAAUUAGAUUGCAAUUUUUCACAAUACUUCCAAUAUAACAAAGCCAAAGAACUAGUUAUAUUCAAAUUGACCGCCAAUCAUUCCACGUAAAGAUAAAAUGUACCUACGUUGACAUAUUGACUACCUACCAAUUGCUUAUUUAGGUAUUUGGGUAAGGUUAUUAUUGUAAUUGAAAUAAUAUUAAAUUAAAUAAGCAUUAAUCAAGUGUUUUACUGUGA
Acyrthosiphon pisum (pea aphid) is the source of this 1267-nucleotide messenger RNA. Its product is annotated as methyltransferase-like protein 22. Gene Ontology annotation, biological process: protein methylation. Gene Ontology annotation, molecular function: protein methyltransferase activity. The coding region runs from base 273 to 1139 and encodes 288 amino acids. The transcript has 7 exons. Lineage: Eukaryota; Metazoa; Arthropoda; Insecta; Hemiptera; Aphididae. Gene Ontology annotation, cellular component: nucleus. The record is from RefSeq and is a predicted model, not a curated record.